Oxyura jamaicensis (ruddy duck) is the source of this 609-nucleotide messenger RNA. It is a transcript of the gene INSL5, whose product is annotated as insulin like 5. Gene Ontology annotation, cellular component: extracellular region. The record is from RefSeq and is a predicted model, not a curated record. The transcript is spliced from 2 exons. Gene Ontology annotation, molecular function: hormone activity. NCBI's taxonomy places the organism in Eukaryota, Metazoa, Chordata, Aves, Anseriformes, Anatidae. Bases 38 to 454 code for a protein of 138 amino acids.
CAUCAGCUCCCCCCUGUCCUCGCCGCCGCGCCGCAGGAUGAGGAGCACGCUGCUGGCCCUCGCCGCGCUCGCCCUCCUGGCUGCAGCACACCAGGCUGACGGGGAGGGAAACGCCGUGAAGCUCUGCGGGAGAGAUUUUGUCAGAGCCAUCGUUUUCACCUGCGGCGGCUCUCGGUGGAAAAGGGACUUGGCCGAUUAUCAAUACCUGUUCGAGAAUGAAAAUCCCCCGCCCUUCUCCGAGGAAGACAACGGUUACGCAGAUCCCCUGACAUACACCGACCGGAGGCUGGGGACCGACAGCGAGGAAAUCCUCAACAUCAAGCCCGAGACAAAGCGAGACGUACAGCUCGCCAGGAAGAUGUCGGUGCUGAGAAAGCGCGAAGUAGCCAAGUUGCUCACCACAUCCUGCUGCAGCGUCGGCUGCAGCGAGAGAGAUAUCAGCUCGCUGUGCUAAGAGGCAGCGGAUGCUGACGAGGCUCACUGCCAUCCACAGCUUUCACGUAUUAAAACAAUCAUGCCAUAAACACUGUUAUUUCAGUCGUAUUCUUUAAUUGUGCCUUUGUUCUUUGGAGUACGCUAAGGAGUAAAGGCCGGAUGGUAAAUGCUGUA